AUGGACUGGAAGGAACUGGCCGCUCAGAAGCUCAGCCUGUCCCGGCGGAAGAAGGCCCACGCCGGCCCGCCCCGCUCGCCCAGCGACGCCCCGGGCCCGCUGCUCUACACCGGGGGCUUCAGCGGCGCCCUGCAGCUCUCGCCGCCCGCCAUCCCACCAUGCCUGCUGCGGGCCGGGUCAAAGGUCAAGGACAGCCCCGGGAUGGGCAAGGUGCGGGUGAUGGUCCGGAUCUGCUCGGUGCAGAGCGACGCCUCCGAGUCCACGUCCUUCCUGAAGGUCGACGCCCGCAAGAAGCAGCUGACGCUCUGCGAGACGGCGGCCAGCGCCCCCGCCGGCGCCACCCAGAGGCGAACGCCGGCCACCGCGCCAAAGACGUUCACGUUCGACGCCGUUUUCACUCCAGACGCCUCCCAGGCUGAGGUGUGUUCAGGGACGGUGGCAGAGGUGAUCCAGUCUGUGGUGAACGGAGCCGACGGCUGCAUCUUCUGCUUCGGACACGCCAACCUGGGUAAGACCUACACCAUGAUUGGCCGGGACUGCUCCACGCAGAGCCUGGGCGUGGCUCCCACCGCCAUCUCCUGGCUCUUCAAGGUGAUCGAGGAGCGCCGGGAGAAGGCCGGCGCUCGCUUCUCCGUCCGAGUGUCGGCGGUGGAGAUCUCCGGCCGGGAGGAGACGCUGACCGACCUGCUGGCCCACCUCGCCUCCUCCUCCUCCUCCUCCUCCUCCUCCUCCCCCUGCUGCUCCUCCGGGACGGGCGGCCAGCAGGAGGCGCCGGGCCGGGUGUCCCUGCGAGAAGAUCCCGUCUGUGGAUCGCAGCUGCAGAACCAGACGGAGCUGCGGGCGAUCAACGCCGAGCGCGCCGCCUUCUUCCUGGACGCGGCGCUGGCGGCGAGGCGGAGCAGCCGGCCGCCGUGCGACCAGGAGGCGAGGAGGAACUCGCACCUCCUCUUCACCCUGCACCUGUCCCAGGACAGACUGGACAAGAGCAACAAGGCAGCAAUGUCAGGUGGUCGGAGUCGUCUCCACCUGCUGGAUCUGGGAAGUUGUGAGACGGAUGUGAGUCGGAGCAGAGAAGGGGGCGGGGCUCAGUGCCUGUCUCUCUCUGCGUUGGGGAACGUCGUCCUCGCCCUCGCCAACGGAGCCGAGCACGUUCCCUACAGGGACAGCAAGCUCACCAUGCUGCUGAGCGAAUCCCUGGGCAACAUCAACUGCAGAACCACCAUGAUCGCCCACAUCUCCGACUCGCCGUCCAACUACAUGGAGACGCUGACCACGGUGCAGCUGGCCUCCCGCAUCCACCGCAUGAGGAAGAAGAAGCCCAAGUACGCCUCCAGCUCGUCCGGAGGGGAGAGUUCCUGUGAGGAGGGCCGAUCCCACCGACCUCCGCACCUUCGACCCUUCCAUCCUCGGACAGUGGCCCUCGACCCCGACACCCCGUUGUUAUUAUCCAGCGAUCCUGACUACUCCUCUAGCAGUGAACACUCGUGUGACACCGUCAUCUACAUCGGGCCCGGAGGGACGGCCAUUUCAGACCGAGAGCUGAGCGACAACGAGGGACCGCCCGCCUUUGUCCCCAUCAUCCCCUCCCUUAACAAAAAGCGUGUCAAAGACACGCCACGGUCUGAUGGCGAUCACUUUAAGUGUAACACAUUUGCAGAGCUGCAGGAGAGGCUGGACUGCAUCGACGGCAGUGAAGGCCCGGCCAUCUUCACUGCAGAGGGCAAAGCGGCACAAGCAGCAGCUCCCAGGACACAAAGUGGAGCUGCUAAACCUGCAGAGGCAACGUCUCCACUGAAACCUGAGAAGACCUCAUCCCCGAAGAUCUCAGAGAGCACAAGCAAACUCGAUGAGGAACUCUCCAAAUUCCCCUCGGCUGGUGGCAUCCUGGACAGCUCGAAACGGACUAGUGCAGAUGGGGAGAAACCUGUGGUGCGAGAGAAGGUCUAUCUCAAAGGAACUGCACCCAAGCCCUCUGCCUCGCCCUCUUUACCAAGGCCGUCCAGAAUGACCUCACAGCCUGUCGAGGUUGUUGGUCGGACCCCUCCAGUGGGGAUGAGUCAGCAGGCACUGAGGCAAGGACAACCAGGAGGGUCCCCCAUCCUGGAAAGGUCCCAUCAUAUGAGCAGAGGCCCAGUGGAAGUCAGCCACCUCCGGGCCGCCCUGUUAGGACGGUGCCUCGACAGGGACUUCCUGACAACUACUGUAACGUUGCAGCAGCCCGUGGAGCUGAAUGGCGAGGAUGAACUGGUGUUUACCGUGGUGGAGGAGCUUCCGCUGGGCUUCGUCCCAGACAACGGCCGCCCCUCCAACAUCCUCAGCUUCAACGCUGACUUCUCUCUGCAGGCUUUAGCCUCAGGCUCUCGCCCUGUCAGCAUUAUCAGCAGCAUCAAUGAUGAGUAUGAUGCAUACACGUCGCAACACGGAGCCGCGGGGGUUAGCUCUGAUGUCGCCACGAGCUCACAGGAAAUGCUGUUCACUCAAAAUGGCAGUAAACAAUCCUCUGUUGGCCCAUGGCCAAGUGAAAUGAGCAUGAAUUCGGCUCAAAGUGAAGGCACCCAUUCCAUAAAUAGACUCUUGCUUAGGUCCAAAUGCAUGGCACCAGAGAGUGUUACCAUGCAGACCUCACCAAGUAUAUUUCACAGAGAGCCAUUUUUGCAGCAUGGUGCCAAGAGCUCACUGAAUGACAGUGGCGUCUGUUUCUCGGAGCUGGACAGUGACCCUGCAACCCCAAACAAACCCUCCUUUAACAAGUGCCCUCUCUCGCCUGACUCAACCAAAGCCUCCCUCAAAGGUUCCAAAGUUAGAGCCAGUACUCUGAACACCUCAGCACUGUCCCAGGUCUCCCAUCAUGCCACCCAUUCCAGUCUUCCCAGGAAAACCAAGCCUACCUCAUCCGCUGCUCUAGGCUGCAGCAAACAGGAAGGCAGACAUGAUGACCUUUGGCUUCAGGGGAGCAGCCACUCCGAUCUUAGAGAGGUCGAGUUUCUCUCCUCAGGCAAGUCACCGAGAAGUGGAACAAGCAGCGCUAUCUCCAAGAAGCCAGGAGGAAACAGUCACAGUGUACCUCGGCCACCAAAGACACAAGUGCCCUCUUCAGUGCAGAGGGUGGUGGAUGGCUGCGAGAAGUCCAGCAGCAGGAGAGGAGAUACUCUUAUCAAGAUGCCAAGGCUCACACGAGGAGCUACAACUCUGGGGAUGAUUUCUGUCCCCCACAGCUCGUCUGAAUCAAGAUGGGGUCAUGAUGGCACUUCAGGAACAGGUAGUCUGAGAUUUGCAUCCUUGGGAAAAAAAUCAAAUGGACAGAAAUGCAGCAUGAUCCCAAAGUCUGGAUCUGGAAGCAUCUCUCCUCCCGCUCUGCCUGCCCGGCAAUUGAGCCUAGAUCAAAAGACGAGGACUGUGUUGUCUCCAAGUGCCUUAAAAACAAGCAGCGAUGUUGCAAAGUCCUCAUCCCCUAAACCUUUGGCCCCAGAGGAAGACUUCAACAUCAGGCUCCGAGCAGAUUCAUUUAGCUACAAGACUUCUAGUUUAAAAACAGAUCAUUCCAGGACAUCAUCAAGCCUAAAGACACGAGGGGCCAAAGCAGAUUCUUCUAGGUACUAUGGGAGUCAGAUGUCUCUUGAGAGAAGUGACAGUCUAACCUCAGUAGGGUCCAAACCUGGUCUCCUGUUCAGGGAGAACAGUGGUGCUAGCCUGGGAGGUAACAGCAAAUCCAGCAGAUCAGUGCCAAGACUUGGAGUUCCAGCCUCUGCUGCCACACCUAUUUCUUCCUCCCAGCUUUCUCCCGGUGUCUUUGCAGCAACAAGCAAAGUGGGGCAGGUCAAGGGUAGCAGCAGCUCCAGGGCAGCAGUUUCUGGUGGGUCGAAGGUUCGAACAUUAUCCACCAGCAGUUCCAAAAGCCUCAGCUCCUCCCCCAAAUUGCUUGAUAACACUGCUGGACGCAACACCAGCCUACCUCCAACUGGGAAGUCCCCAGCUCGGUCUGGGACAGGAGCCAAGACUGGAAGAGGCACCAUCAUGGGCACAAGGCAGGCCAUCAGCAGGGCGGCCAACAGCCGGGUUAGCGAGCUGGCAGCAGGGAGCCACAGGAAGCAGCUCAGCAGGGGGUCAGGCAUCACAGGAAGCGACGGUAACGUCAGCGGGACAAGUGUCAGCGGGUCACCUGUCAACACAGCAAUACCAUCACCUUACAGCAAGAUUACUGCACCUCGGAGACCGCAGCGCUACAGCAGCGGGCACGGGAGCGACAACAGCAGCAUCCUCAGCGGGGAGUUACCCCCCGCCAUGGGCCGCACUGCCCUCUUUUACCACAGCGGGGGCAGCAGCGGGUAUGAGAGCAUGAUCCGUGACAGCGAGACCACCGGCAGUGCCUCGUCAGCCCACGACUCCAUGAGCGAGAGCGGAGUGUCCUCGUCCAAUCGGAGCAGAGUUUCCAAAUCACCCAAGAAGAGAGGGAACGGUUUCCAGCGCCGGCGUCUGAUCCCCGCUCCCCUGCCAGACACCUCCUCCCUGGGCAGGAAGGUGGGGGGGCAGUGGGUGGACCUGCCCCCCCUGGGCGGCACGCUGAAGGAGCCCUUUGAGAUCAAGGUGUACGAGAUCGACGACGUGGAGCGGCUGCAGAGGAGGAGAGAGGCGGCGGCGGGAUCGGAGCCGUUCCAUGAUGUUGAGAAGGGGCUGCUCUACUUCAACGCCCGCCUCAGGAUGCUGGAGAGGCGGCAGCAGCAGGUCCGGGAGCUGCGGCUCAAACACGAGCGGCUGAAGGUGGAGCUGGAAGACGCCAAGAGCCGCCUCAUGCUGGACCCGGCCAAGUGGAGCGGAGAGUUCGACCUGGACCAGGACCUGGACCCCGAGUCGCACGAGUACCUGGAGGCUCUGGCCCAGGCCACCGCCGAGCUCCAGUUCUGCGUCGACCUCUGCAAAUCCCGCGUCAUGAUGGAGACCUGCUUCGACAUCGCCGUGACGACCGCCGCCGCCGCCGCGCAGGGGGGGCAGCAGGAGGUGGAGGUGUGA
Myripristis murdjan (pinecone soldierfish) is the source of this 5007-nucleotide messenger RNA. It is a transcript of the gene kif26aa, whose product is annotated as kinesin family member 26Aa. The transcript is spliced from 14 exons. Gene Ontology annotation, molecular function: microtubule motor activity; ATP binding; microtubule binding. Bases 1 to 5007 code for a protein of 1668 amino acids. Lineage: Eukaryota; Metazoa; Chordata; Actinopteri; Holocentriformes; Holocentridae. The record is from RefSeq and is a predicted model, not a curated record. Gene Ontology annotation, biological process: microtubule-based movement.